Molecule: messenger RNA, 1023 nt
Organism: Rotaria socialis
Lineage: Eukaryota; Metazoa; Rotifera; Eurotatoria; Philodinida; Philodinidae
Source: the annotation of a GenBank genome assembly
AUGGACAAAGAACGACCGACCCGCAAGAGACCACGUGCAUUUGAUUCAUUCAUGAAACAGCAAGCGGCUUGUGAAGAAAGAGCGACUCAUGCCGGCAGUUUACUAAAAAUUAUUUAUCUACUAACUCCACAACUUCGUAGUUUCACCGUAAGUAGAUGUGAGAAUGUCGAUAAGGCGCUUUGCCAGUUUAUACACCCUCAAGAUUUUCUUGAGAUACUUCAUUUUAUUAAAAAACAUUGGAAUGAUGUAUUUGCCCCGCAAUGCUAUUAUACACAAGGUCAAAAGAGAAUUAUAUACCAAGGUAUAAGCACAAGAAAUCGAAUCUGUCAUCAAGAAUUCCAAGCAGUGGAAUAUAUUCGUUCACUGGACAAACUGAAAAAAUUAGCAUUUAUGAUUAACGACCUAGAAUUAAUCAGUUUAAUCAACGACGACUUCAGAAGAGUCAGUGGCAAUCAUGGUCCGUUACCUGGUCAGGUGAUAGCUCAAAUGGACAAAUGUGGUUACGAACCUCAAGGAUUCGAUGGCCUCGAUCCUGGCCUUGAAGGAGACGAUCGUCUCCGAUUUGACACACCUGAAGAAGCGAUAAAAUAUUAUUCAGAACAAAUUUUUUGUCGCGAGAAUGAUGCUACGUCAUACUAUAAACGUUCGAUAUAUGAAUGCGAAUUAAAACAAUAUGACCUCGCAUUGGAAGAUCUAGAGGAAGCUGUUGACUUGGAUAAGCGUGAAAAAACGUAUAUUGACAGGCGUAAUCGUCUCUUGUUUCAGCUAAAACGAGAGUCAAAUUUUCGGCCACUAUUUCAUUGGUUCUUCUACCCGUUUAUGUGGCUCUUUCAAAAAUUAUCUUGCCUUGUUAGCACAGCAGAUUUUAGAGAUCAACAGUUUAUCAACAAAAUAAGUAAUUCAGAUGAAGCAAUUGACACUGGAGCAUCUUUCUAUUAUGGAGAACAUGGUUUGGAGAAGAAUUUGGCUUUGGCACAGAAAUGUUGGUCGAAAUUUGGGAUGGAAAAAGAUCAAGAAAUAUAA